AAGAAUGUCAUCCAAAAGUGGGAGCAGCUUCGCCCAGGCUCGACGCAUGGUGCAGCAGCUUCGGAUAGAGGCCAGGAUCGACAGGAUAAAGGUAUCCAAGGCCUCCUCUGACCUCAUGCGCUACUGCAGUGAACACGCCAAAUAUGACCCUCUGCUUGUGGGCAUACCUGCUUCAGAAAAUCCCUUCAAAGACAAGAAACCCUGCAUCCUUCUAUAGGCCAACCUAUACCAGCAGUACCCCGACAGUUCAGACCUAUUUUUUCGCUACAGUUGAUAAGCAGAUGACUUCCCCGCCUUCGAGCAGGAUUGCAGAUAAGAGGACCAAAGCGGUGGAUCAAACAGAAAUUAUUUGAGGUUGCCUUAAAAGAGCUAGCAAGCACAUUUGUCUCACUUAAUUGUUAUCUAAAGUGAUCUUAAGGGGCUAGUGAAAAGGAGGGGUACAACUUGAAUAGGGGAGAGUGUUUUGGGCUUAUUAUCCCAGCAUGCGAUUCUCAGUUCGUCAAGGUUCAUCUCCUCUCGCCUCAAAUGUGCUAGUAAGAGGAAACGUUGCUGAUACACAAAUAGCAAUAUCCUGUAUAAGAAACCUUGUCUGGUCUAUUGUUAUGGCUUAAUUCCAAAGGGAUACCAAUUUAAAGGCCCUACAACUGAUUCAAUUGUUGUACAAUUGUUUCCCAUGUAUUUAAGUAAAAUUCA
Messenger RNA from Periophthalmus magnuspinnatus, 693 nucleotides. RefSeq names its product guanine nucleotide-binding protein G(I)/G(S)/G(O) subunit gamma-7-like. Gene Ontology annotation, biological process: G protein-coupled receptor signaling pathway. Gene Ontology annotation, cellular component: heterotrimeric G-protein complex. The coding region runs from base 5 to 217 and encodes 70 amino acids. The record is from RefSeq and is a predicted model, not a curated record. The transcript is spliced from 2 exons. Gene Ontology annotation, molecular function: G-protein beta-subunit binding. NCBI's taxonomy places the organism in Eukaryota, Metazoa, Chordata, Actinopteri, Gobiiformes, Gobiidae.